Messenger RNA from Prorocentrum cordatum, 1141 nucleotides. NCBI's taxonomy places the organism in Eukaryota, Dinophyceae, Prorocentrales, Prorocentraceae. The record is from the annotation of a GenBank genome assembly.
CGGCCCUCCCUCCUCAGGUAGGACGCCACAUGCGACCCCCCAUGAUUUUGUAAGGGGCGUGGUGGGGUUCACUUUGCUCGGGAGCUGAGUGAACCCCCCCCCCUGGAAAUCGUGGGGGGGUGCGGUGCAGGGUUCGCAUGUGGCCGUCUGUCGGGAGCGAGCGAGCGAGCGACCACCACGUCGACCGCCCUGGGGUCUUCAGGCUGUUCGUGGUCGGCUGCGAGACCGGCGGCGUCAUGCGCGCCUUUCGCCCGCCGCCCGGCGCGUCGAUGGGCAAGCCGCAGGGCCAGUAUGCCUGGAAGCCUUCGGCCGUCCUGCUGUUGGACCAGUUGGCCGCGAACUCGCGGCUGCAGCUGCAGCACCACGUGGAGGACCACUGCCGGUCCUCUGGCGCGAAGGAGAUCACUGCCGAGGUGGUGUUCACCUCCAAGCCGGACCCCAUGGUGAUCUUUCCUCCGCCGAAGACGACGGACCUGGAGCCACACGCGGGGCCGGUCACCGUGGCAACCUUCUCGCCCUUCCACCGCAAGUUGCUGCUCACCGGGUCCACCGACGGCUCGGUGAGGUUGUAUGACGUCCUGCAACAAAGGGCGAUCGUCACCUUCUAUCCGCCCACGAAGCACCUCUCCACGUGCGCGGUCGCCUCGGCCUCCUGGUCGUCGGCCCGCCCGUGCGUGUUCGCCGUGGCGAUGGAGAUGGGCGGCGUCUUCGUCUACGACCUGCUGCACAGCAAACAGGAGCCGGCGCUGCAGCUGCCUCUCCCGGGCGCGCAGGCGCAGAAGGUGACGAGCGUCGCGUUCAACCCCAAGCAGCGGGGCCUCCUGGCAGUUGGGAGCGGCGACAGCGGCAGGGUGGCCGUAUUCCGGCUCCCGUUCAAGCUUUCGGACCAGCAGAAGGGCGAGAUGCGCGAGAUCUCUCAGCUCAUGAGCUCCUCCAACAAGCAGUGAGGCAUGGAAACACCUCCCCCCCCCCUCCCCCCCUCCCUGGCUUGCGCUGCGAAUUCGAGACGCGCGCGCGGCUCAGAUGUUCCUUGGACUCGCCUGGAUCGGCCUCGCCCCCGCGGCCGGACCCGUGCGCGCGGCGCGACGCGGCGGCGCGGGCUGGCGGCGGAAAAGAUGCCUGGCCGCCCGCGGAGAAAAAC